This is a messenger RNA of Branchiostoma floridae (Florida lancelet), 1171 nucleotides long. RefSeq names its product transmembrane protein 220-like. The coding region runs from base 1 to 408 and encodes 135 amino acids. The record is from RefSeq and is a predicted model, not a curated record. The transcript has 6 exons. Lineage: Eukaryota; Metazoa; Chordata; Leptocardii; Amphioxiformes; Branchiostomatidae.
AUGUCAAAGAAAAACGACCCAGAUCCAGAGCUUUGGAUGGUUGCCUAUGGAGUCCCUGUAGUGGUGUGUCUGACCAUUGCUUUGUCAGAGGACUCAGAGAAAAGCCCUGUGCAGGUGCUGGCAGGUGCCCACCUGUUGCUGUGUGUAGCAGCAGCUGGGAAGCUCCUGUCUGACAUGACAUCACUGCAGCUGGCACACUUGUUGAACAGUGAGGAGGGCAGGGAGUUUGGAGGUCUGCUGCUUGUGAUUGCGUGGCUGCUUAUCACAACCCAGAGGCCUUCCACUGGAGGCUGGAGCCCAUGGUUGGCAGCCAUGUUGUCAGUGGUACCGAUGGUACUGUGGGGGUACUACCACUUCUACUCUGGCUUGGUACCACUGCAGCCACAACACUGCCAGGGUGCCAUAUAAGGAGAUGAAUUCAGCCCUUGUAUCAGUGGUACUUGUAAUGGUGGUACUUUGGGUACUAUUUAUCUCCAAGCAGAUGUUUGGAUGAUUUUCUAGCUGCCCUGCCUUUCUGACUCACUACCAUCUCUGAGUAUAUCUGUAGACAGUCAUUGCCUUGCUUGGUAUGUAUUCCCCAUAUAUAGAGUUAUUGCCACAACCAUUCUUUACCAUAGUCUUAGGUAGCAAUAGGCUAUAAGUAUAUAGAGGGUAGUGUGCUAGUAGGUAUAUCUGUAAGUAUAUCUGUAUGGAUCAUGGUGAAAAAGAAAAAUUGCUUCUCCUUGCAAGUGCAAUAUUUUCCAGCAGGCAAACUGCUACUUCAAACCUAGAUUGUUUUGUAUGUAAUGAAUAACACAGAAUAACGAAGGUUAAAACCACUGAGGUGGUAAAAAAACAGUCAAUGUGGUAUUAUAUCAUGAUCAGAUGUGAAAUUUUGAAAAGACGAGCGUUGGUAAUGUAGCUUAUUAUACCAUACGCGUAAGAAUUUUGAAGCAUACUUUGUUUUGUGUGAAGAAUGCCCAUGAAGUUUCAAUCUCUGUAUUGAUAUUAUUAUUAUCAUUGUAUUGCUACCAUAUUGAUAUGCUUUUGUGCAUUUGCAGUAUAUGUACACACGUGUAUAUAUAAGGCCUUAGCAUGUAUGCAAUUGGUCAGUUAUUAAGUCUAAUUGAGAUGAGGUUGGAGUUCCUUUCAUGCUUAAAGAAAAUACUGCAAAUAGAUAUUCUUGGUAAAA